AUGACCUCUACUAUUUACACCCUCAUCCACGAAGAUCCCUUAACCUCCACCAUCUACCCCUUGGGCUACAUCACCCUCCCCAUUUAUGAAGCCCUCUGCAAAGUACCCACCAGCAUCAAAGGAGAAAUGGUCGUCAACCAAUCCUCCCGCACCAUAUCCAUCUUCACCCAAGCCACCGAACCCGAACGUACCGCCGCCGUAGCCACAACAUGUGACUACUGGCAUUCCAACAAAACCUUCCAGGUGCUAUCCGGAUGGCGUGAUGAGGUAUAUCCCGUGUAUGGACCCGGAAAUGAAGUUUUGUGGUCUGUGGAGCGAAGUGCUUCGGUAUUGUUUGGGAUCCUGGGUUAUGGUAUUCAUAUGAUGGCAUAUGUACGUUGUCCUGAAGUGAAAUAUGGCAUGAAGUUGUGGGUGCCUAGACGCUCAGCCACUAAACAAACAUAUCCUUCCAUGUUGGAUAACACGGUUGCGGGAGGGAUGGCUACGGGAGAAGAUAAGCUUGAAGCUUUGGUUAGAGAGUGUAUGGAAGAAGCUAGUUUUCCGGAAGAGAUUGUGAGGAAGAAUGUGAAGGAUCAGGGUGCUCUUACAUAUUUCUAUGUAAGAGGCGCUACUGCUGGAGGGGAGACGGGUUUGAUGCAGCCGGAAUGUGAAUACGUUUACGAUUUGGAGCUCCCUGCCGAUAUCAUACCCAAACCAAAUGAUACCGAGGUGGAUCAAUUUUAUUUAUUGACAGUAGAGGAAGUUCAGGAACGCAUGAAAAAUGAUGAGUUCAAAACCAAUUGCGCAAUCGUUCUGUUGGAUUUCUUCAUCAGACAUGGCAUAUUGACACGGGAAAACGAGAGCGAUUUCGAAGAGAUCAACAGCAGGAUUCAUAGGAAGUUGCCAUUUCCAGGACCACACAAUAUUUGA
Molecule: messenger RNA, 909 nt
Organism: Sclerotinia sclerotiorum 1980 UF-70
Lineage: Eukaryota; Fungi; Ascomycota; Leotiomycetes; Helotiales; Sclerotiniaceae
Exons: 1
Coding region: 1-909 (302 amino acids)
Molecular function (GO): 8-oxo-dGDP phosphatase activity
Source: RefSeq, a predicted model, not a curated record